Sardina pilchardus (European sardine) is the source of this 2095-nucleotide messenger RNA. RefSeq names its product intraflagellar transport protein 56-like. Bases 164 to 1858 code for a protein of 564 amino acids. Gene Ontology annotation, molecular function: intraciliary transport particle B binding; protein binding. The record is from RefSeq and is a predicted model, not a curated record. NCBI's taxonomy places the organism in Eukaryota, Metazoa, Chordata, Actinopteri, Clupeiformes, Clupeidae. Gene Ontology annotation, cellular component: intraciliary transport particle B; ciliary basal body; ciliary base. Gene Ontology annotation, biological process: intraciliary transport involved in cilium assembly; intraciliary anterograde transport. The transcript has 19 exons.
AAGAAACCUUACCGCAAUGUCAACAAAACCACAAAACUAAAAAAGCAGCGACUAUUUUUUUUUAACAGCACAACUAUCCGACUGAUAUGUAACUGGUUGGUCCUGCAGAAUUUUACCAAACCGUGCCUUUGAUACUGCGUUAGACAAAUACAAGGUUUGUGUAAUGAUUCUUUCCAGGGUCAAGCCAGCUAUUGGUGGUGAAGCUCCAGUCGUUAAGAGAGUCAAAGGGAAAGGGUCCCCAUUAGUGGAAGAUUAUCUCAGUGAAAGAGACUAUGUGGGAGCCAUCACAUUACUUGAGUUCCAACGCAGCAUUGGAGAACGAGGCGAGGAUGCAGACUUAUGGCUGGCAUACUGUGCUUUUCACAUGGGUGACCACAAACGAGCAAUGCAGGAGUACAAGGCUUUAACAGAAAAGCCAGACUGCCGCCCAGAUGUAUGGGUGUUUUUGGCAUGCACUCUCUUCUUCCUGGGUUUCUACAAAGAGGCAGAGGAGGCAGCCAAUAAGGCUCCCAAGAGUCAGCUUCAGAAUCGGCUUAUGUUCCACUUGGCACACAAGUUCAGUGAUGAGAAAAAGCUGAUGGGCUUCCAUCAGAAACUCGAGGACAAAGAUGAGGAUCAACUCAGCUUAGCCUCCAUCCACUACAUGCGCUCACACUACCAGGAGGCUAUCGACAUCUACAAGCGCAUCUUACUGCAGAACAGGGACUUCCUUGCCUUGAAUGUCUAUGUAGCUCUGUGUUACUACAAGUUGGACUACUAUGACGUCUCCCAGGAGGUCUUGGCAGUAUACUUGCAGACAGUUCCAAACUCGACGAUUGCCCUCAAUCUCAAGGCCUGCAACCACUUCAGGCUCUUCAAUGGCAAGGCAGCUGAGGCAGAACUGAGGAACCUGAUUGAUAUAUCUUCUUCCACUGAUUUCGCCAAGGAGCUUAUCAAGCACAAUUUGGUGGUGUUCCGGAAUGGAGAAGGGGCCAUGCAGGUGCUUUCUCCACUUGUUGAUGUGAUUGUUGAGGCCAGACUUAACCUGGUCAUCUAUUACCUCAGACAAGAUGAUGUUCAAGAGGCCUACAAUCUCACCAAGGACAUGGAGCCCUCCCAACCACAGGCUACAGGCAGUGUUAGGCUUAAUAUACAUCAGCGGACAGAGUACAUAUUGAAGGGCGUAGUACAUGCAGCUCUUGGUCAAGAAGUGGGCUCUAGGGAUCACUUGAAGAUGGCACAACAGUUCUUUCAGCUUGUCGGAGGCUCUGCAAGUGAGUGUGACACAAUUCCUGGCAGGCAGUGCAUGGCGUCUUGUUUUUUCCUGCUCCGGCAGUUUGAGGACGUGCUCAUCUACCUUAACUCUAUCAAGAGCUAUUUCUACAAUGAUGACACGUUCAACUUCAACUAUGGACAAGCAAAAGCUGCUGUUGGCAACUUCAAAGAAGCAGAGGAGAUAUUCCUGUUGAUCCAGAGUGAGAGGAUAAAAAAUGACAUUGUGUACUUGGGUUGGCUGGCACGUUGCUACAUCAUGAACCAGAGGCCGCGGCUUGCCUGGGAGCUCUAUCUGAAGAUGGAGACAUCAGCUGAUACCGUUGGCCUACUUCAGCUCAUUGCCAAUGACUGCUAUAAGAUGGGACAGUUCUACUAUGCCGCAAAGGCAUUUGAUGUCCUGGAACGUUUAGAUCCUAGCCCAGAGUUCUGGGAGGGCAAAAGAGGUGCUUGUGUGGGGAUCUUUCAGCUUAUUCUGGCUGGCCGAGAGCCAAGAGAAACUUUGAGGGAGGUUCUGCCCUUGUUGAGAACCACAGGAAACCCACAGGUGGAGUACAUCGUCAGGAUCCUGAAGAAGUGGGCCAAAGACAACAGGGUGUCUCUGUGAGCCAGCAUUAUUUAUUUACCUGAAAGGUGUGCCUUGGCAGACACACCAGGGUCUUCCAAACAGUCACCCUCAUGCAAGAGGUUUCCCAAAGUGCCUGUCUGCAGUGUAGUAAUAUGCAUGGACCAUUGUAAUAUUGUGCAAAUCUGUGAUUCAAAAUGUGUUUUGACAUACAUAUAUGCAUCUUUAAAUCUGUGUGGUGUGAAUAUUUUGUAUAAUAAAAUAUAUUGCUGUAAGAUA